AUGAACAAGAUAGUGGCAACUGAACAUGUCUAUGAAAUUGAAUGGUGUCCCCACGUCCAAGAAAAUAAAAUGUUCAUUUCUUCUAGCACAGCCUUGUCAAAAUCACCACCAUCUCAGAGCUCUACUCCGCCCUCAAACGCACAGUUUCAAGAACCCCCGGGGAUCACUCUAUUCGGUAUGCUCCUCCAAUUCUUGCAGGAUACCUAUUCCUGCUUCUUGAUCAACCUCUACACUUACAAUCUCUAUCAUUUGAACCCCGAGAUCCCCCUUAGCAUCGCGCUCUUCCAAGAAUACCCUUUCAACUUCCGCGACAACUUCACCAUCGGCGUCCUCUGUCGCAACCUCUUCAAUGUCAUGGUCGAUGUCGUUGUCACCGCCUUCGCUGUUGCCGGCUACGAGACCAUCCCCCUCGUCGUGAUCGAAACCGGCUGGCCUAGCUUUAGCGCCGUUGGGAACGAGUUUGACGCCAACCUCGGCUACGCCUGGAUUUACCUGAGGGGCCUGGUGCAACACCUGAAGUCUGGGAUGGGAACGUCGUUGCUGAAGGACGGUGUGCACGAGGUUUUCGUGUACGAGAUGUUCGACAAGGAAGAAGGAACAGGAAGGAGUGCGAAUUUCAAUUUCAAUUUGAAUGAACCCUAA
Messenger RNA from Vigna angularis (adzuki bean), 642 nucleotides. Its product is annotated as glucan endo-1,3-beta-glucosidase, basic vacuolar-like. Gene Ontology annotation, cellular component: plasma membrane. Gene Ontology annotation, biological process: carbohydrate metabolic process. The record is from RefSeq and is a predicted model, not a curated record. NCBI's taxonomy places the organism in Eukaryota, Viridiplantae, Streptophyta, Magnoliopsida, Fabales, Fabaceae. Gene Ontology annotation, molecular function: hydrolase activity, hydrolyzing O-glycosyl compounds.